AUAAGAUUUUUUCACUCAAUACAUGAAAGAUCAGUCGUGUUUCUCUGCUUCGGGAGCAUGGGGGGCUUAGGUGAGGAUCAAAUGAAAGAGAUCGCCUGUGCACUGGAGCAAAGCGGAGACCGAUUCUUGUGGUCCCUACGUAAGCCACAACGAAUGGGAGUGAUGUUGUCACCAUCUGCUUAUUCAAAUCUAAAUGAGGUACUGCCAAAUGAAAUCGUAGAUCGGACGGCUGAGAUCGAGAAGGUGACUGGAUGGGCUCCACAAGUAAGAAUCCUGUCUCAUCCUGUCAUUGGAGGGUUCGUAUCGCAUAGCGGUUGGAAUUCUACGUUGGAGAGCAUAUGGUUUGGAGUGCCGAUGGCCGCAUGGCCGCUGUACGCAGAGCAACAGUUGAAUGCAUUCCAGUUGGUGGUGGAGUUAGGAUUGGCGGUGGAGAUUAAGAUGGAUUAUUACAGGCGGAAGAUGAGAAUGGAGUAGUGAUUGUGAGCGCAGAAGAGAUAAACAGGAAUAAUGGGU
This is a messenger RNA of Rubroshorea leprosula, 513 nucleotides long. The record is from the annotation of a GenBank genome assembly. NCBI's taxonomy places the organism in Eukaryota, Viridiplantae, Streptophyta, Magnoliopsida, Malvales, Dipterocarpaceae.